This is a messenger RNA of Salvia miltiorrhiza (redroot sage), 4403 nucleotides long. Its product is annotated as protein NUCLEOLAR FACTOR 1-like. The coding region runs from base 2386 to 4260 and encodes 624 amino acids. NCBI's taxonomy places the organism in Eukaryota, Viridiplantae, Streptophyta, Magnoliopsida, Lamiales, Lamiaceae. Gene Ontology annotation, cellular component: small-subunit processome; nucleolus. The transcript has 23 exons. The record is from RefSeq and is a predicted model, not a curated record. Gene Ontology annotation, molecular function: rRNA binding; U3 snoRNA binding. Gene Ontology annotation, biological process: maturation of SSU-rRNA from tricistronic rRNA transcript (SSU-rRNA, 5.8S rRNA, LSU-rRNA).
GAAAUAAAUUAUUCGAAACAAUUGCAAAAAUAUUGGGUCCAUAUCCAUAUUCACAAUAGAAAAUUCAGAGAAAGGAUGAGGCAAAAAUAAAAAAUAAUAAAAAUUGGGGGUUUUAGGGGUUUAACACAGAGCGGCGCAGCGAUCUUCUCUUUUCCUCUUCUCCCUCGUCUGCAACUCUGCAUCCUUCUCCCUGCCAGCCUUCUCCCCACCGCCAUUCGUGGUAACAACACUAAUACCAACGAUAGUAGCGACUGGUUGACGAAGCUGUUGGAGCCCGCCUCUAAGGUUAUAUCUCUAAGGUUAUAUCAUAUGGCACGGACCUCCCUCCUCGACGACGAUAAAUUCGCCGCCGCCUCCCUCUGCACAACCCGUAUCCAGCCGCCGCCGUCCGGGUUUCAAACGACGAAUAAACGGUACCACCUCACUCCUCUCUCUUCACCUUUCUUACACACUCACAGUCUUGCCACCUCCGCCAUUGUUUAUCAGAUCUGAGGUGUCAUACUUCCGUGCUCCAUUGAAAGAUUGAGUCUUGAUCUGCAUAGAAAAUUCAUAAAUAUUAGCUACCUUUUAAUUAAAGAGAGAAAGAAAUGUACCACAUAAAAAAAAUAAAAAACAUAGAAAAUACAUAGAAUAACUACGAUUAAAGCGAGAGUUUGCAGGAAAGUACCACAUAAAAAACAUAAAAAGAAUUUGAACAACCAAGAAUUUUAAAGCAAAAAAGAAAUAAUUUUACUGCAAUAAAUUUCUAAGAUUACCCAUUGGACAACAUUGCAACCAAACAUUCAGUGGAUAAAAAGAUGUGUGCAGUGGCUGGAAAAAAAAAAUUUAAGUAAAAAUCUGUGUAUUUAUAUAAGUAUAGAUUAUUCUUGUUUUAUUAGAGUAGCCACUAAACAAAGCUUAUAGUGAAAGCCAAACUUUCUCCUUUUUUUUCAGUUCAUCGUCCCCUUUCCACCUCUUCUUAAUCUCAUUUUAUUUUUGUUUCAAGCUUCAAAGAGACUAGCAACUAUUUUGAAAUCUGUUGGAGAACUGCUCUAGGUAAGAAUUCUUUAAUCUCAUUUUAUUUUUGUUUCAAGCUUCAAAGAGACUAGCAACCAUUUUGAAAUCUGUUGGAGAACUGCUCUAGGUAAGAAUCAUUUAGUCAAGCUUCGUCUGUGAUCAAAAUCGAAGAAGUUUUCCUUAUUUCAUUCCUUAUUCUGUUUUUGAAAAUAGGGGUAUUGGGAGGGGAAUUAGUUUGAUGUUGAAUUAUGUUAAUUCUUAUGUGUUUUAAGCUAGUAAUUAUUUAGAAUCGAGUAAUAUGAUAGUAACUGGGGGAUAUCAAGUAUGCUACUAUAUGUUGAUGUGAUAAAGAUGAGUUAAAUUUUAAGUUGAAGCAUUUUAGUAUGUAUUAAGAUGAUGUAUUUGGGUUUAUACACUUUUUAUUUGGCCAAAUAUCAGAUAUAUGUUGAAUUGAAACAAAGAAUGCAUUGUUGUCAGUUUUUGGCUUGACAUAACAAUAUCUUGUGGGAAGCUUUUGAUGAUGUUCCCAUAGUCCAAAUGACUUACUGUAAUAACUUCAGCAUUAAUAGUAGAUCUCUGCAAAAUUUCAACUGAAUCCGACACUCUUAGAUAUGUCAAACUAUUUUAUGAGAAGUACUGCGUGAAUCAGCGAAGUCAGUGGCAGAUUCAGCCUUUUAUGAUAUGAUUUCUUAUACACUUGAUGUAUUGUGUUUUUGUAACUUGCUAAUAAAGAUAAAUUUAAUAGCUUUCUAAAAAGGUGAAGUUUAUAUUUUUCUUUGAAGUGGUUGAUUUUAUAUGAUUUUUCAAAGUUGAGAUUCAUAUAUGAAUACAUGUUUGAGAUUUCUUACUUAGGAUAGUUAUGAAAAGAACUCUUAGAGCUAUGCUAAGUGAAUGGUGUUUUAGUUAUUAAUUGUAAGCUAAUCUAUAUAGAAUGGAUUAGUUUACUCUUAAGCUUUCUCAAUUGAGAUACCCUUAGAGAUAGAAUGUUAGUAUAUGCUUUUAGUUAGUUAAAUUCAUAAGAGCGGUUUAUUUAGACUUGAGGAUGCAACCUUAAAGUUUCAAGCGAUAGAAGUUUCAUCCAAGAAUUCUUUUCUAUUUACUUCUUAUUAAAUAUCCAAUCUUACUUGGUAACCUCAUUAUAAUGAAGUAAUUACCACUAAUAUCUGUUUUGCUGAUUGGUUUGAUCUUACAUACUUUUAAACAGAACAAUAAUUAUUUGUUUUUCUUUUCAUUGAAGUUGUGAUAAAUCUUUUGAAACUCGGAACUUGAGAUCUUCUCAAGCUGCUCUGUUUUUGUUUCAUAUAAUUUUAAGAGCUUGUUGAGGACACAAUAUUUUUUUUUGAGUUCAAAUCAUUAUUGCCCUUUUUGCUUUAUGUAGGCGAUGAUAGUAUGUCGCCUAGGCGUGACAUUGUUGGAAAAGAUAAGGACCAUGUGGAACUGAGUGAAGGUGCUGGGGUAGAUGAUUAUGAUGCAAUGUCCGACACAGAUGAAGAAGCCACAUCAAUAGCGAACGAUCAAGCCCUUUCAGAUGCAUCUUCAAUUAUAAGCAACUUUGACAAUCAUUUGAGUUACAAACUGGUAUCCACCGAGGUGGACUCUUUAUUGAAAAGGAAAUGGAAGUACACAUGGAAGAUGCCAGCUAUUAACAUGUCAAAUUGUCAUUGGAAAGGAACAGGAGAAUGCUCUAUUAAGGAUCUGGAAACAAAUUCUCUUUCUGGUCUCAAGCCGAGGUUAUACAAGCAUUGGUUGGAAAGCUGCAAGGCAUCAAGCAGUAGUGAAUGUCAUCAAUCUAAACUAAGAUCAUUUUUUUCAAUCUGCAGCAGCUAUUAUGAUAUAAUGCACUAUAACAAGAAGCCUUUUUACCUCAAAGGAUUGGAAGAAGAUUCAAACAUCAUGGAUGCGUAUCUCAUGCAUUCGUUGAAUCACGUUUUUAAAAGCAAGGAUCUUAUGGUAAAAAAUGAAAGGAAGCUGAGUAAGAAUCAAGUAAGUGUCGAGUGCCAAAGUGUUGAUGAUGAUGCUUACAGGGAUCGUGGCUUUACUCGUCCUAAGGUUCUGAUCCUUUUGCCUCUGGCAGGCAUCAUGCGCAGGGUUGUCAAGAGGUGGAUACAGUUGACUCCAACCAAACAUAAGGUGACUCUGGAAAAUUUGGAAAGAUUUUGUGAAGAGUUUGGAUCUGAACGGACUGAGAACAAGGAUGAAGAUGAUGAUCUAGAGAUCCCUAAACUCAGAACAUCUGGAAAACCACUUGACUUCCAGGUACUUUUUGGCAGGGGUGACGACAACAACGACCACUUCAUGAUUGGCAUAAAGUAUACCAAUAGGGGCAUUAAGUUGUAUGGUGAUUUCUAUACUUCAGACAUCAUUAUUGCAUCUCCUCUCGGCUUGAUCACUAAAAUUGGGGAGGUAGAAGCUCUAAAGGAAAAAGACGUUGAUUAUCUUUCUUCCAUAGAAAUCUUAAUCAUUGACCACGCAGAUGUUAUGUUGAUGCAGAAUUGGUCCCAUGUGAAUACUGUUGUUGAACAACUGAAUAAGCUGCCAUGUAAGCAGCAUGGAACUGAUGUUAUGCGCUUAAGACCAUGGUAUCUAGAUGGACAAGCACGUUUCUAUCGGCAGACAGUAAUUUUAGGUUCUCAUACAAAUCCAGAAAUGAAUGCGUUGUUUAAUCAGCAUUGCCUUAACUACCGAGGAAAGGUUAAAUUGGAGUGCUCAUACAACGGAGUUCUUCCAAAAAUAUUAAUUCAAGCACGACAGAUCUAUGAGCGUUUUGAUAUAGAAUCAAUAGUGGAAGCUGACAAUGCCCGUCUGAAAUAUUUCUGUGAAAAGGUCUUCCCCAAGAUAAAAGAUUCUGUUCAGGAUGGUGUGAUGAUUUUUGUCAGCUCUUACUUUGAGUAUGUCCGACUUAGGAAUUAUUUGAAAUCUCAGUCUGCUUCAGUCUGCUUGUUUGGAGAGUAUAUAAAGCGAAAUGAGAUUUCUCAUGUCAGGGGUGAGUUUUUCAGAGGAGAAAAGAAAAUUAUGCUCUACACUGAGCGAGCCCAUUUCUAUUACAGAUACAAGAUUCGCGGUGUGAAGAAUUUGAUAAUUUACUCCUUGCCAGAGAGAAAAGAAUUCUACCCACAGAUAGUUAACUUUCUGGAAGAGUCUGAUAGCAUGAAUUGCAGAGUAUUGUUUUCUCGUUUGGAUAAUCUCCGGCUUGAGAGAAUAGUUGGAUCUGCUGCUGCAAAAAGGAUGAUCGACUCGGAUAAAGGAGUGUUUGUUUUUACUUAGAAUUUUUUCCAAAUCAUCACAAAUGGCAUGUUACCUCAUCUUCGAGAUUUCAUAUUGUUCCAGAAAAUAUUCAAGUUGUAAAUGGAUUCGAGUUUGACAUUGCACAGUUUCGAGACAUUUAUGCAUAUUACUAUUUUGUCUUA